This is a messenger RNA of Linum tenue, 2352 nucleotides long. Lineage: Eukaryota; Viridiplantae; Streptophyta; Magnoliopsida; Malpighiales; Linaceae. The record is from the annotation of a GenBank genome assembly.
AUGAAGAAACUGUUGAAUCCUGAUGAUUCUACUAGUCAGAAAAUUAUGGGUAUUCAUGGUAUGAGUGGUACUGGUAAAACAACUAUAGCUAAGGCCGUCUACAAUGAAGUUUGUGCACAAUUUGAUCAAUCAUGCUUUAUGGAGGAUGUACGAAGAAUGUUAUCAUCGGAGAAUGGUGGUGAUGUUGCUCUACAAACUAAUAUUAUUUCUAGUAUUCUGAAGGUAGAUUUUCAAGUUAGAAACGUCGGUGAAGGAAUCAACAUCAUAAGAGACAGAGUUUGUCGACACAAAGUUCUUAUUGUUCUUGAUGACGUGGAUGAAAGAUUCGACUUCGAUCGAGUUUUCGGUAGAUUAGACUACUUUUCUACAGAAAGUAGAUUUAUUAUCACUACGACGGACAAGAGGGUUUUGAUCAAGUUUGAUCAUAAGUUGUACGAACCAGAAGAAAUGAGUCACGAGUACUCCCUUAUGCUUUUCAGCAAGCAUGCUUUUGGGGCGGAUCAUCCUCCAGCGGAGUUCCUUGAUGCGUCCGAGAAGUUCGUUGAAGCCGCAUCAAGAUUACCUAUAGCUCUUAAGGUCAUAGGAUCACUUUUGUUUCGUAGAGACAUGAAAUUUUGGGAUGCGAAGCUGGCGGAAUUAAGGAGCAUACAUCCUACCAAGGUGCAAGAGAGAUUGAGGAUCAGCUACAACGAACUGACGUACUAUGAAAAGCAAAUAUUUCUUGACAUUGCGUGCUUCUUCGUCGGGGAGGAUAAGGAAAUACCUUUCUACAUGUGGGACGGCUCCGGUUAUCAUCCAGAAGGUGGGAUCGAUUCUCUGAUAAUGAAGUCCUUGAUUAAAAUCAACGAAAGGAAUCAAUUUUGGAUGCACGAUCACUUUAGACGACUAGGGGAACACAUUGUUCAUGAAGAUUACCCACAACAACCUUUCAAGCGUAGCAGAAUUUGGUCCAACGAAGAUGCUUUGGAGAUUUUAAGAAGUGGUGGUAAGGCCAGGCGUAAUUAUUAUCGAGUAGAAGCUUUAAGAAUUGACAUGAGGAAUAUGAUCGAAGGCCAGGACGGCGUCGUACCAUUGAUGAAGAAGCUGCCAGGGCUAAGAUACCUUGAAGUUGCCUAUGGAAGGUUGGUCGGAGAUCUCAAAGAGGCUCUUCCGAAGCUACGAUGCCUUCGACUGCGCCAUUGCAGCUCCGUUCCGGCCAAUUUCAGCAUGGAGGAAUUGACAGUUCUCGAGCUACGUGGUUCCGCAGUAAGAGAUGACUGGCAAGGCUGGAAGGGACUAAUACUGAAGGGAGCACGCCACUUGAAAGUUGUGGAUGUCUCAUCGUGCCGUGACUUGGAAACACCUCCAGAUUUGUCUCCAUGUCCAAGUCUGCAAGUGCUCAAUCUCUCCCACUGUUCAGCAAUGAAAGGAAAACUCCCCAUUAGCAACCUCACCGAGCUAAGGCAGCUCAACAUCUCCCGAACCCAUAUCACAGAGCUAAGUGGCGGCGACAAUCUUACUACCAAGCUUCAGAAGCUCCAAACGAUCAGUGCGCUGGAUUCUGCUCUGACAAGCUUGCCGGCCGAUUUACAACACUUGAGCUCACUCAAGGCCUUGGAAUGGAAAACCAAUUCAAGAAAUGCUAUUAACGUGGAUUACAAUAGACUACUUUUGCUGCCGGCAGGGUUGACCCGCCUGACUCUCUCACGCACCGUAGUAGCCAACCUUUCCGAUCUCGAGGAUUUGGAAGAGCUACGAUUCGAGCAUUGUCCUCAAAAGGCCUCGAUUUUCGAGGAUAUAGCGCGACUGCUCAAGUUGAAGAUCCUGAUACUACGGUUCUCUGAUGACAACCAUGGUUCAGACCAGGACGACCGGAGAGCCAUCACGAUGUUGGCUCUCCCGCCGUCCCUGACCCGCCUCCAUGUACGCCACUACAUGCAUCGGGAGAUAUAUUUCCCGAGCCUCGUGGGAUUGAACCGGUUGACCGAGCUGUAUCUGAUACAUGUCGGUUUCCUGGAGAUACCGAGUUUGAACCAGCUUGUUGCGUUGGAGACUUUGAGGAUUUUCGAGGCGCCAAAUCUAGUGAAUUUGGACGGGCUCGAGGGGCUGGAGCAUUUGAUGUACCUAACCGUCGAGAACUGUGGCGCCCUGAAGACGAUCCCUAGUCUGCAGUCGAGUUCGACCAAGUUGCAGAAACUAGUGAUCAACAGAUGUCCGCGGCUCACUCAGAUUCGGGGAUUCGUUAAGUUGAAACCAUCUUUACCGAGUCAGCUCAUACGCAUACGGGAGUGCCCUAGUCUCAUUAUCGUCGAUGAGGAGGGAGGUUCUUCGGGCCAAGACACUGCAAGGACAAGUUUCAUUGGUGCAAGUUGA